GUGCUGCGGCCCCUUUAAAGACAAUCUCCCGCGUUCAGAGCGGAAAUAGAAAGCCUGUUUUUCCUCUAUUUAAGCGCGCCAACAAAGACCUCCACACGGGUCUUGAAGCUGAAUCUCAAACUCGACACGGACUUUUGACUGCCGCUGCCCUGCAUCCAAGCCUCGAUAAAAUGCCAGAGGAAACGUCGGUUGCGUCAAGCUCUGAGAGCGCGGAUGAGAAGCCAUGCUCGUCGGCAGCAGCUGCGAUGGACAGUUCUGUAGACGUCAUGGAGGAGGCAAAUAAACUGAUCGGCACGGGAAACCGACAUCUAGUGAUGGGUGACGUCGUCUCUGCAGUCAGUGUCUUUCAGGACGCAUGCGGCAUGUUAGCUGCCAGGUAUGGGGACACUGCAGAUGAGUGUGGCGAAGCCUUUUUCCUGUGUGGGAAGUCCCUGCUGGAGCUUGCCAGGAUGGAGAACACAGUCCUUGGAAAUGCCCUGGAGGGAGUCCCAGAAGAGUCUGAAGAUGAGGAACAACCUAGUAACUCAAAUAUUGAGAGUGCCAAGAACCUUGAUGAUGAUGACGAAGACGACGACGAUGAAGAUGACGAGGCUGGAGAGAAAAAUGGUGACAAGGAGGAGGAUGAGGUUGGAAAUCUGCAAUUGGCUUGGGAAAUGCUGGAAGUGGCAAAGGUCAUCUACAAGAGAAAGGAAGGCAAAGAAGACCAGCUGAUGGCAGCCCAGGCCUUCUUAAAACUUGGAGAAGUCAGUGCAGAAUCUGGCAACUAUCCUCAGGCACUAGAUGAUUUCCAGGAAUGUUUAGCGCUGCAGCUCAAGCACCUUCCUCCUCACAGUCGUCUGCUGGCAGAGACCCAUUACCAUGUUGCCACAACACUUUGUUACAUGGAUCAGUACAGCCAGGCCAUCCAGCACUACAACAGCUCCAUAAAAGUCAUCGAGACCCGCCUAGGCAUGUUGCAAGAGGUCAUCAAUGCUGCAGAGGGCACAGAAAGUGCUGCAGAGGAGAAGACUGAGAUGGAAGAACUGAAGCAGCUUCUGCCUGACAUAAAGGAAAAAGUGGAAGAUGCCAAAGAAAGCCAGAGGACAGCUAGUGCUGCCUCCCAGGCCAUUCAACAGACUCUUGGCGGUGCUUCGUCAUCGGCAUGUUUUGGUGAAAACGGUGGCCCAUCAGCCUUUGCUGCCCCCGCCCAGAUCCAAGUCAAAUCAACUGACAGCGCAUCGUCUUCCAAAGUGGCCUCGGACAUCUCUCACCUGGUCAGGAAAAAGAGGAAACCAGAGGAGGAGAGCCCAGUAAAGGAUGCUGAUGCUAAGCAGGCAAAACAGGAAGACACAGUUAAUGGCAGUGGGGACUCUAGUGCCAGCAACGGAGUUGAGAAGGAAAAGUCACAGGAGGCUGCUGUCCAGUCAACCUCUGUGCAGUCUUCAGCGUGAUGCGCUUCUUGAAAGACCACAGCAUGUCCUCCCAGCCACCAUUCAAAGUCUUUGUUGUAAAUAAGAUCCAUUUUUCAUAAAUUUGUCUGUCCAGUUUUGUAUACUUGCAGUAAAUGAAUUUGCAGAUGCACAUUUUGUUUUUUUUAACUAUUGGAAUUCAAUUCUGUCAAUGCACGUUAUUAACUGGGUAGAUUCCGUAGAUUUAGUGCAAAACACAAAAUUGCCAGCAAGUUGGUUAACAUACUGUAACCAAGUAAUGGAUUUCUGUGCUGUUGAGUUAAGGCAGGGGUGUCCAAACCUUUCCACAAAGGGCUACAGUACAUACUGAAAAAAGGAUGCAAGGACUACUUUGAUAUUUUCUAAAUAAGCAAAGUUUUCCAUUUCAGGAAAACUGCAUCUCCGGUUUGUUAUACUUGGAAAAAGCGUAGUGUUGUAAACUAACCCACACCCCCCCCAUUUUUGCUUUUAAUUUUAAAUUUUUUUUUCUUAACCUUCAUAGACUUCUAUUACUUUAUUCCCAUGAUUGACUGAAUUCUCAUAACAUUUCCCCACCAAAUGUUCCAACAGAACUUGUAAGUUGUUUUUAUAUAUAUAUUUUUCAACUCUUUACUCCUAAAAUCACCCCGUUAAGAGUUUAUUCUUAAAAUUGUUAGUACUUGUAAAGUUUCACUUUUUUUUGUGUGUAAUUUUCCUGUUUCAACUUCUUGUAAAUGUUUUCAUGACUUUAUUCCCAAAAAAUUACUAUCACAAUGUAAUUUUCCAAAAAAGUUUGGUUU
Molecule: messenger RNA, 2206 nt
Organism: Dunckerocampus dactyliophorus (ringed pipefish)
Lineage: Eukaryota; Metazoa; Chordata; Actinopteri; Syngnathiformes; Syngnathidae
Gene: nasp
Product: nuclear autoantigenic sperm protein (histone-binding)
Exons: 14
Coding region: 171-1430 (419 amino acids)
Biological process (GO): CENP-A containing chromatin assembly; DNA replication-dependent chromatin assembly
Cellular component (GO): nucleoplasm
Molecular function (GO): histone binding
Source: RefSeq, a predicted model, not a curated record